AUGAAAAUCGCCAUAUUCCCAGCAGCUGGAGGACUUGGAGGAGCAACUCUUUCACAUCUCCUCCAUACAGCAAAAGUUGAUCCAAGCUCGGUGGUCCUCGUGUCGCGCUCACCCGACAAGCUCGAUAAAGAAGCAAAUUCGGGUGCGAUAACUCGUAAAGGAGACUUUGAUGAUCCAGAUUCAUUGAAAGGCGCAUUCGAAGGUGUAGAUGCUUUGAAUCUAAUUUCUUAUCCUAGUUUCCAGCAUGAACACCGGGUCAAGGUCGCCAAAGCAGCGAUAGAUGCCGCGAUAUCUCAAGGUGUCAAACACGUUUUCUACUCUUCACUUGCAUUUGCUCGAGAAGGUGAACCGACUUACAAACCACAUGUGAUGCUUGCUCAUCUCGACACUGAAGCAUAUCUUGAGUCUUUGGUCUCUCCCACAUUCUCAUAUACGAUCAUUCGACAAGGUCUUUAUACCGAAAGCUAUCCGAUCUACACGGCGAAUUUCAAUCUCAAAGAAGCCCAAGCUUCCGCAGACAAAGAGCUCAAGAUUCGUAUUCCCCACGAUGGGCGCGGACCAGGUAUACCAUGGGCGAAGAGAGAUGAAUUGGGAGAAGCAACAGCUAAUCUCAUAGCUGAAUAUGAUCGCGAUCCAAAUUCAUUCGCUUUCAUCAACAAGCUCAUCUUCUUCACGGGUACAAAAACACAUAGUCUGAACGAUACAGCUGCUAUCUUCUCCAAAACCGUUGAGAAGAACGUGAGGAUCGAGUCGCAAUCCGUGGAAGACUACGUGGUCAGGAUUGGAGUUGUGCCCAAAUCCGAUUCGGUCGAGCUUAAUAGACGAUGGGCAACGGCUUUUGAAGCGAUCCGACACGGUGAAGCAUCGACUGUCACAUCUCAUCUGAAAGAUUAUCUAGGUAGAGAGCCGGAAGGUAUCGAAGUUACAUAUAGAAAGAUGCUGCAAGGGUAA
Messenger RNA from Kwoniella shivajii, 951 nucleotides. RefSeq lists its product as uncharacterized. The transcript has 2 exons. Bases 1 to 951 code for a protein of 316 amino acids. NCBI's taxonomy places the organism in Eukaryota, Fungi, Basidiomycota, Tremellomycetes, Tremellales, Cryptococcaceae. The record is from RefSeq and is a predicted model, not a curated record.